Molecule: messenger RNA, 1559 nt
Organism: Oryzias melastigma (Indian medaka)
Lineage: Eukaryota; Metazoa; Chordata; Actinopteri; Beloniformes; Adrianichthyidae
Gene: ptges3b
Product: prostaglandin E synthase 3b (cytosolic)
Exons: 8
Coding region: 149-628 (159 amino acids)
Biological process (GO): protein folding; chaperone-mediated protein complex assembly; telomerase holoenzyme complex assembly
Cellular component (GO): cytosol; nucleus
Molecular function (GO): Hsp90 protein binding; protein-folding chaperone binding; prostaglandin-E synthase activity
Source: RefSeq, a predicted model, not a curated record
AAAACUUCCGGAGUUUCAGAGUGCACUACAACGUCGUUGAGGCGUUUGCCUUGGUUGUGUGGGUCCAAGCGCUCCCUGCUUUUCAGCACUGCUAUCUUUUUUUACUCCACACUUUUUUACUGCGUGAUCCAAAGGCUCCCAUCACAAAAUGCAUCCAGCAACUGCCAAGUGGUACGACAAGAGGGACUCUGUUAUUAUAGAGUUCUGUAUAGCUGACAGCAAAGACGUUAAAGUGAACUUUGAUAAAACAAAGUUUGCUUUCAGCUGUCUUGGAGGAGCUGACAAUGAAAAACACGAGAAUGAAAUAGAACUUUUUGAAGCUAUUGAUGAGAAUGAAUCCAAACACAAACGCACAGAUCGCUCAGUGUUGUGUUAUCUACGAAAAGCACAGCCGGGGAAAGCGUGGCCAAGGCUAACUAAAGACAAAACUAAGCUGAGCUGGCUUAGUGUCGAUUUCAACAACUGGAAAGAUUGGGAGGACGACUCUGAGGAGGAGAUGGGCAACUUCGAUCAGUUUUCAGACAUGAUGAACAACAUGGGAGGUGAGGAUGACCUUCCUGAUCUAGACGGUGCAGAAGAGGACGACUCUGCAGAUAGCGAUGAUGAGAAAAUGCCCGACUUGGAGUAGAAGCCUGAAAGACUGCAAGGAUGGAAAAUGGAAGAAACGGCGGAGGAGAGAAACCUCGACAAAUGUGUAUCUUUAAACUAACGGCCGCGAUAAACAACUGUACAUACGAGUCAGUAGCCAUAUUUAAACCACAGCCUCAGCUCCAAACUGUUUGAGCCGUCCAACACCUUACAGUUGAUUUGCAUGGUAAUGUACAGAGCAGCUAUCUCCACUUCCAUUUGCUACGAUGCACUAUUUGGGUAUCUCUGUUUGAUGUAAAUCAUUAGCAGUAAGCACAUUUUAAUUUUACAAGAUCCUGUAUUUAUCCUUGAUUGAACAACAUUUAAGAUAUUUAGUACUUGUUUACAGUGAAAUUGGGCCCAUUUAUUCCAAAAAAUAUAUUUUUUUGUUUUUGUUUUGUUUGUUUUAAAUAUUUUAGUCAACACGGUUUAUACCAUGAUUUAAAUCUGGAUUGGCCUCAUUCACAUUUAAAUGCAGACCACUCUUGGCAUUAGCUGUUUGAACCUUCCAAUUUAAGUGUUUCCCUUUUUACUUGUUUAAUGUUUGUAAAGUUGGAACAAUCCAAACAUAUUGCAGAGGUAUUUGCAUCUUCCAGGUGGUUAUUUACUGUAACAGGUGAACAUAUUUGAUAUUUUGACAUCUAUCUCUUCACACCUAACAUAUGUUUAAUAGAAAAGGCAGAGUUGAAAUGUUUUGCGGCUGACAGGCUUAGUUUGUUCUUGGCAUUGUGUGGUUUGUUGUUAUCCUCUGGAUUCCCUCUUGUUUGUGCAUCUAUCCUCCCUCCUAGGGUGAGGAGGUGUUGAAAUCAAACAUGUAAUGACCAAAUCAUAUUUGCACUGUCAAUAAAACGUAAGGGGGAAAACAAUUUUCAAUUACAGUGAAAUUUCUUUUUUUUAUUGUCUACAUCUUUCUAAUAAACUGUUGAAGAUUU